Messenger RNA from Rhodofomes roseus, 3871 nucleotides. RefSeq names its product aminophospholipid-transporting P-type ATPase. Gene Ontology annotation, biological process: sodium ion export across plasma membrane; intracellular potassium ion homeostasis; potassium ion import across plasma membrane. The record is from RefSeq and is a predicted model, not a curated record. The transcript is spliced from 18 exons. Lineage: Eukaryota; Fungi; Basidiomycota; Agaricomycetes; Polyporales; Fomitopsidaceae. The coding region runs from base 160 to 3627 and encodes 1155 amino acids. Gene Ontology annotation, molecular function: ATP binding; ATP hydrolysis activity; P-type sodium:potassium-exchanging transporter activity. Gene Ontology annotation, cellular component: membrane.
UCCGGACUUCUGUCAUCGCGUCAGAGGAAGAAUCAGGCAUCUUUCUGGCCCGCCCGGAGGCUACCAUGUAUAAGUUCAACGAAGGGGCGAUUGAGGUCGCUCACCCCCUCUUAUCUCCCCUGCAGCUCCACAGAAGAGUUUUGACCGUAGGCCGCUGAGAUGGACCCUGAGAAAGGCCAGCAAGACGAUUCCGGCAUCCCUGUGCUCACCACUGACGAGGAAGUCCCCGGCACACGAGCAGUCGUGUUCCCCGACGAUCAUGGCGACAUCCGCGAGGAGAAGUUGCAGCAUCACCGGCCCAGAGGCGUGGAAAUGAAGCGCGAGAUGACCAAGGAAGACAUGGAGCUCGCAGCGGCCGGCUAUGAGCACCUCGAUGAGCACAAAGGCAAGGGCAAGAAGACUGACGAGCUCGACAAGGUCGACAUCUCUGAACAUCAUCUGCCUUACGACCAGCUCGGUGCGGCGCUCGACACCAGCAUCGACACGAAGGACCCCAGCGCCUCGUUCGGCCUCACAACUGAUGAAGUCAAGGCGAGGCUCGCGCGCGACGGGCGCAACGUACUCACCCCACCCAAGAAGAAGUCCGCGCUGCAGAAGUAUUUCGACUGCCUCUUGACCAUGUUCAACAUCCUGCUGAUCAUUGCCGGCAUCCUCGAGUACAUUUUGUUAGGCAUCGACUUCAAGGACAACUUCCAAAAUACGUACCUCGGAGGGAUUCUCAUCGCUGUCGCCUUCAUCAACGCCUUCAUCGAGUUCUUCCAGCUGCAGAAGUCGGAGGCUAUCCUUGCAUCUUUCUUGGCCAUGAUCCCACCUUCGUGUCAUGUCGUUCGUGAUGGGUCGAUCACGUCUGUCCCGGCCGCGGAUUUGGUGAAGGGUGACGUUGUGCUGCUGCGCACGGGCGACAAGACGCCUGCCGACCUCAUCCUCUUUUCGGCCACGGACCUCAAGGUUGACAACAGCAACCUUACGGGAGAGUCGGAGGCCCAAGAGCGCUUCGGAAAACCGGAAGGUAGCUCGCACAGGCCGGUCGAAGCUGAGAACCUGGUCUUCAACUCCACCUUAGUCGUCAACGGUGAAGGAUGGGGCGUCGUCGUGCGCACGGGAGACCACACGCUCAUUGGUCAGAUCGCUGCCCUCACUGGAGGCGAGAUGGGCAACAAGAGCCCGCUCGCCGUCGAGAUCGCACGUUUCGUGAUGUUGGUCUCAGCGAUUGCCAUCGUUUUCGCAGUCGUGUUCUUCGUCGUGGGCAUUACUACGGUCUACAAAGGCAAGGGUGCUGAGACAGUCACCUUUGCGGUAUCCAUUCUGGUGGCCUUCGUACCGGAGGGUCUUCCUUCAGUCGUCACCCUUCUGCUGUCCAUUGCCGCCAAGCGGAUGGCUGCUCAGAACGUGCUGGUCAAGGAUCUUCAGGGAGUUGAAACGCUGGGAUCGCUCACUCUACUCGCCACGGACAAGACCGGUACUCUCACAAGGAAUCAGAUGACCGUGUCCAAUCUCUGGAGUGGAGGCAAGAUGUACACCGCCUUCCAGUCGAACAACGACGUGGGCGCGACCGAAGACUUCACCCUCGCUGCUCCCGGUAUGCGCGAGAUGGUUGACAUCGCCGCGCUGAACUCGAGGGUCAAGUUCGACAAGACGGACGUGCCGUUUGACCAGCGUCAGAUCCUAGGCGACGCUACGGAGACCGGUCUGACGCGCUUUGCGGGACGCCAGGUCGACUACGAUGGCUUGCACAAGCAACACCAGAAGGUAUUUGAGAUCCCGUUCAACUCGUCAAACAAGUGGGCCCUGGUCAUUCUCAACAAGCCUCACGCGAGUGGUCGCUUGACGCUCUACAUCAAGGGAGCACCUGAGCGUGUGCUGGCUAAGUGUUCCACGUAUCUCAAGGACGGUCAGAUGGAGCCCAUGUCGGAUGAGUUCAAGGCGGCUUAUGACGAGGCCUAUAACUACAUGGCAUCCCGCGGACAUCGUGUCAUUGCAUGCGCGCAGAAGUUCUUGCCUUCAGAGCAGUACGACAUGGGCUACGCCUUUUCAAAAAAUGACGGCAACUACCCCAGCGAGGAAUACUGUUUCUGCGGGUUGAUCUCUCUCGAGGACCCGCCGAAGCACGGUGUGCGCGAGGCUAUUGGCACGCUCCGGCUCGCAGGGAUCAAAGUGAUGAUGGUCACCGGCGAUCAUCCCAAGACCGCUGAGGCGAUUGCACGCAAAAUCAACCUCAUCUUGGGCGACACGAAGGAGACGCUAAGCGCAAAGGCGGGCCGUCCUAUCGAAGAGAUAUAUGAGGACGAGGUCGACGCGGUAGUUGUGCACGGCGACGAUAUCGACGGGCUGCAGGGUUGGCAGUGGGAUCAGAUCUUCUCAAAAAAGGAAAUUGUGUUCGCCCGUACCUCGCCUCAACACAAGCUUGAGAUCGUCAAACAUGCUCAGGCGCUCGGUCACAUUGUCGGAGUGACUGGCGAUGGCGUCAACGACUCCCCGGCACUAAAGAGGGCUGAUCUUGGCAUCGCUAUGAACAUUUCCGGCUCCGACGUGUCGAAAGAGGCUGCAAACAUGAUCCUCCUUGACGACAACUUCGCGUCCACCGUUAAGGGUGUCGCGGAAGGCCGUCAGAUCUUCGUGAACUUGAAACGCUCAAUCCAAUAUACCAUCUCGCACAGUACACCGGAAGUCAUUCCGCAGUUGCUCUACGUCGUCGUACCCAUACCUCUGCCGCUGUCAGCUAUCCUCAUUCUGGUCAUUGACCUUGGUUUUGAGCUCUUCGUGGCUCUGUCUUUUGCUUGGGACAAGCCAGAAACGAAGGACGGGCUCAUGCGAAUGGCUCCACGAAAGCCUGUCAAUGAACGGUCGGUCCUAUCGUUGAAGAGGAAGGCUCUCCGCCGUACGAAGACGAUUAGGCGCGACACAGAGACGGGCGAUAUCAUCCAGCCAAGUCGGAUAUCAGCCCUGACCUCCAAAUUCAGCAGGUCCUUUAGCCGAGAGUUUUGGGAAGACGCCACUGAACGAACGGAGGAUGAGUCGCUGGUGGACGGCAAGCUACUCAGCUACGCCUACCUGGAGGCCGGCGUCAUAGAGAUGCUUGGGGCCCUCGUUGCCUACUUCGUUGUCUUCUACAAGAACGGAUUCACUCCAACUGACUUGCGGAACGUGCAGUCGUCGACGAACAUCACCUACUUCACCAAAUCGAGUCCUGCCUUCGUCAAUACGAGAGGCCAAGUAAUCGACGCCUCCCAGCAGGUCGAAGCCCUUGGCAAGGCACAGUCUAUUGUGUACCUCUCGAUCUUCAUCAUUCAGUGCUUCAACGUCUUCGCCGUCAAGGCCAAAUUUUCCUUCCCAUUCGGCAAGUCGAUCAUCGGCAACUACUACAACUUUGCUGGCAUCCUCGCCGGAGCAUGCCUCGGUAUCUUCAUCAUCUACACGCCACCCCUGCACGUCGUCUUCGGCGGCUCAUAUCAUCUAUCGCCACUGUACUGGCUGAUCCCUGCCGCAUUCGGUUGCUUGUUGUUGGUCUGGUCGAGUUUCCGCGUCUUGCUGCUCAGGAAAGGUAUCGAGCAGUCGCGCGUAAAGGACAUCAAGGGCUUGAUGAUGUUCCCUACCAUGAGGACCAUGAGCAUGCGGUCGAAGCACUAACGGAUAAAGUCGUUCUCUUCUCGAACUUUUCACGAACUGUGCAUGUAUCUGCACGAAUGCGAUGGAUUGUUGACAGCCAAUAAUACAUAGUAGUGACUGGAUGAUGUCGCUUUGCUGUGUAUCAGAGUUGGUCAGCCAUUGGAUCAUGAUGCAUGAUGGCUCAACUGUUGAGCCCAUUCAAUCAUCGACCGACUGCCAACAGAAACGAACUACGUCGUGAACUGGACAACAAGAUACUGUAGCG